CGCGAUCACUGAUCAGCCCGUGGAUUUCGUAUCCGCUUCAUUACGAUUUAUGAGCUGAAGAAGCAGAGACCUCAGAUUCAAUUCUCCGCGCCGGCGCCGAUGCGUCUCCCACCGACUCCGAACUUGCGGUGGUUGUCUGAACUCUGAACUAUAAACUCAGAAGCGACGCAAAAAGGAAUCUGCUUAAUCGUCUGGUUGAACGUUAGCAGAAUUUCCUUUGAUUGCUUAACAAUGGACGCAAAAUCGCUGGCCAAAUCCAAACGAGCUCACUCGCUGCACAACAGCAAGAAGCCACAUCCGUCUCGUAAACCGAAACCCUCGCCCGGCGGAGGUGGCGGCGAUGGUGCAGCUGGAAGCAAAGCGCCGGGGAAACCGGUUAAGGAUAAAGAGCGAGCUACCUCAUCUGCGCUGCCAUCAAAUUGGGAUAGAUAUGACGAAGAUUUGGAUGUAGUUUCAGGGGAAAUGUCCACGGAGACCGCAAGCAAGGCUUCUGAUGUAGUUUUGCCCAAGAGCAAAGGUGCAGAUUAUCGUCAUCUGCUUGCUGAAGCUCAAUCUCAGCCCCAUUCAAGUGGUUACUUGGACAGCUCUUUUACUAUAGACGAUGUUUUGCCUGAUGAGUUUAAGCAGACGUUUGGAGUCAUGCUUUCAGCCAGGGGAGAGGGCAUUUUGUCAUGGAUUUUAGAUGAUAAUUUCAUUGUGGAUGAGGAGAGUGGAGCAACUGCUAGUCAGGAGGCAUCUUUUCUGUCAUUAAACUUUCAAGCUCUUGAGGAACAACUGGCGAGGGUUGAUAUCUCGAAGAGGCUUUUCAUUGAACCAGAUAUAUUACCAGCAGACUUGUGUGAUGAUGGAUCACAGGCAAGCCAUAAUCAGGGCUCCUCAACACAAAGGAGUGAAAGUGUAGUAAGCACAUCUAAGCCAGAGCAUGCAUCUCAUGGAGACGUAUCUAGGACGGUCGAGAUUGUGAAUCAAGAUGCUGACCUAUUACCUGAGGAAUCUACAGCCCAUGAAGGAUUUAGACCAAUAUUCAGUCAAGGAUCUCAAACAUCAUCUCCAUUCGAACGCGAACUGGCGGGUGAAACGUUCAAUCACCUUGUAUCUCUAGAGUCCCAAUCCAAGUUUAUUCACAAUUCCACCCCAGACUCUACAAAAAAACUUGACACAUUCGAGGCAGCAGCUGCGGAAGCAGAGCUGGACAAGCUUCUUGACUCAUUUGUUGACACCAAUCUUGACGAUCCUCCUUCUGCCCCCAUAUCAGGUACUUCUCUUCCUAUCUCAACUGAGGAGGCUGCAGUUUUGCCACGGGCAUCUAGGAGUGUGCCUUAUCAAUCGCAAAUGUCACCCAUUGAUGGAAAUAUAGACGACAUGCUUGAUAGUUUGCUUGCAGAAACAUCCACUGCCUUGCAGCAGACUACCCAUAGGAACCAGUUGCCUCCGGAUACUGGAUCUUCUUCCUCUCAAGCAAUCCCAAAGUCUACAGCUUUGGAUGAUUUCGGUUCUUGGUUAGAUACAAUUUGAUGAUGGGUUACCUUGUUUUUCUUCUAAGGUCACUGUUAUUUCUUAUUUGAAAAAUGUACUGACUCGAGUAAGAUUCACAUUACUGUCCAUAGUGAUCUAGCCUUAUAGCUUGUUGCUAAAAAAAAUAUUUGUUCUUGUUUUCAUUUUCGAUAUCCUACGCAAUUGAGUUGACAGGUGGAUUUGGUCGCAUAGUAUUUAGAUUCAGAUGAUAUAUGAUAGUGGUUGGUUGAUGGUGAUGUGAACUCUUGACAGAGAAUUCUGAAGAUAACGUUGAUCCAAAUGUGAAAUUGUACACCUUCAGCCAGCUGUGCUUUUUGAUUUCUGAACAUAUGGUGUUCAUAAAGCAAACAAAGAUAUUUCUCUCCACUCAAUAUAUAACCAUUGUAUUCAGUCAUCUCUUUGUUCAAUCACCAGAAGGUUAAUUUACAGCAGCAGCAGCCAGCAGACCCUAAUUUGGUGCUUCCCCAUUAGCAAAAGUCAACGUCAAUGGAGAAAGGGGAGGGAGAGAAUAGAGAAAUAAUCAAAGCCACAAGGCUCCAGCCUGUUUGAGAAUAGGAACCAAUUCGCCGGUGAUAUGAGUGGCCAUAACCCUGUCCAACCCUCCGAACAACUUCCCGCCAAUGAACACCGCCGGUAACUGAACCUCCUCCCCGGCCACCGUCUGCAGCUCCUUCAACACCCGCCGGGCCUCGUCCUCCUCGUUGUCGUCGACCUCGAACACCGGCGGGUUGACUCCCACGCACAGGAGCAGCCGCUUGAGGACGUGGGUCAUGCAGCAGCCCCGGCGGGCGAAGACGAUGAUGGCAUUCUCCGACACCACCUCCGCCGCGAGGACGUCGCUGUUGAGCAGCGGCUGCUUGGUCGUGGUGUAGUGGGGCAGCCACGUCUUGUAAGGAAUCGCCUCUUGCAUUUCUGAUCUUGUGGGUUUUUCUUUCGGGACGAAGAGAUUGAUGAGAUUUUUGAGUUUGGGAAAUGAGGGGAGGUUGGGUUUAUAACAGGGAGAGGGAGACUUAAAGAAGGUGGCGUCAGUCAACGGGCUUCGUGGCUAACGCGGAGCUUUGUUUAUUAAAAUUCUGAGGAGGCUAAUGGGGAAUUCUACGACCGAAUUUGGGUGUGUGGGAUGUGAGGAAUGACGAUACGAUUUUUAUAGCUAGCGAGCGGGCGUCGUUCUCUUGUCUGUGUAUGAUGGAAGUAUGUCAUGUGAUUACGUCAUGACUGAUAUAUAUUCUAUUUAUGUACAUGUUUAUUAUUAUUAUUAUUUAUUAUCAUUA
Messenger RNA from Linum tenue, 2786 nucleotides. The record is from the annotation of a GenBank genome assembly. Lineage: Eukaryota; Viridiplantae; Streptophyta; Magnoliopsida; Malpighiales; Linaceae.